GACAAAGAAACGCCAGUUAGGAAGAAGUAGAAGGUCCAAUAAGUGGUAAGAUAAAAACAAAAAAGCGGUGUGGUAGAUUUCAUAAUUUCCAGUAUUUGUACUAAUCUCCCCAACUUUUAACUAGCACCAGUCGGCAAAUUUUGUCGAAGCGCGUGCAUCGCACUCGAGACCAAUAACAAUAACAAUGGGCGUGAAAAUAACAUUGUAAUUUCCAUCAAAAUUCAAGGGCAAUUCUCUUCUCCUCUUCAACAUCUUCACCACUAUAUAUGUGCAUUUCUGUAUAUCAACGUGUUUAUUUGGUCAACAAUUGUUUAGAUUUGGAGAAUCCAACACACUAGAGGUCUUCUUUCGAAGAGAUGGGAUCAGAUGAGAAAGUUCAUGUAUUUGAGGAGGUUGCUAAGCACAACAAGACCAAAGAUUGUUGGCUUAUCAUGAAUGGCAAGGUGUAUGACGUAACUCCAUUCAUGGAAGAUCAUCCAGGUGGUGAUGAAGUUUUGCUUUCAGCAACAGGGAAAGAUGCAACGAAUGACUUUGAAGAUGUUGGCCACAGUGAUUCCGCAAGAGAGAUGAUGGAUAAAUAUUACAUUGGAGAGAUUGAUAAGUCAACAGUUCCUCUAAAACGUGCUUACAUUCCUCCACAACAAGCCCCGUACAAUCCGGACAAGACGUCAGAUUUUGUUAUCAAAAUUUUGCAAUUUCUUGUGCCCCUCUUGAUUUUGGGCUUAGCAUUUGCUGUGCGUUACUACACCAAGGAGAAGUAAAUCUGUGGCAAUCUAAUUCUGAUUGACAAACGCCUUCUGUUUGAUUUAUGAAGCUGAUUGGCACUUGGUUUAUAAUUCAUUAAGGAGCUGCAGUAGCUGAACUUGAUACUUAGUUUGUUUGUGGCCUCACAGUUGCCAUUCGCAGUAACCCCUUGUAAACAAUAGACUUCACUGGGUUUUGUUUAUGAUAUUUGGCAGACGUCCUUCUCCAUUCUGAAUAAUUUCUGUAUUGCAUCAAUCUAUACAUAGAAAGUUUAGCUGCA
This is a messenger RNA of Capsicum annuum, 1024 nucleotides long. Its product is annotated as cytochrome b5. The coding region runs from base 357 to 761 and encodes 134 amino acids. The record is from RefSeq and is a predicted model, not a curated record. The transcript is spliced from 4 exons. Gene Ontology annotation, molecular function: heme binding. Gene Ontology annotation, cellular component: membrane; intracellular membrane-bounded organelle. NCBI's taxonomy places the organism in Eukaryota, Viridiplantae, Streptophyta, Magnoliopsida, Solanales, Solanaceae.